AGGACGAGGUGGCGCGGCGAUCGCGGGAGAACGCGGUGCCCUGCCAGUCCCGCGGGGGACCCCUCCUCAUUUCCCCCUGCCUUCCGGGGGCCGCCCGGGCUCGUAUCCAGAGGCGCAACCCCGGACCGGCCGCGCGUCCGCCUCCCCUGCCCUGGCCGGGGGCUGGGGGCCAGCUCGGCGCGCGGCGGGAGUGGGCGGCGGGCGCGGGCCCGCGAGGAUAUCUUCUCGGUCUCUGGCAGCCGCGCUUCCCCUUUGAUGUUUUGGUACGCCGUGCGCAUGCGCCUCGCAUUAGAAUUACUGCACUGGGCAGACUAAGUUGGAUCUCCUCUCUUCAGUGAAACCCUCAAUCCCAUCAAAAACUAAAGGGAUGUGGAGAGUCCGGAAAAGAAGCUACUUUGGGAUUUGGUCAUUCCCCUUAAUCAUCGCCGCUGUCUGUGCGCAGAGUGUCAAUGACCCUAGUAAUAUGUCGCUGGUUAAAGAGACGGUGGAUAGACUCCUGAAAGGCUAUGACAUUCGUCUGAGACCAGAUUUUGGAGGUCCUCCCGUGGCUGUGGGAAUGAAUAUAGACAUUGCUAGCAUCGAUAUGGUUUCUGAAGUAAAUAUGGAUUAUACCUUGACAAUGUACUUUCAGCAAGCCUGGAGAGAUAAGAGGCUGUCCUAUAAUGUAAUACCUUUAAACUUGACUCUGGACAACAGAGUGGCAGACCAGCUCUGGGUGCCCGAUACCUACUUCCUGAAUGAUAAGAAGUCAUUUGUGCACGGAGUGACCGUUAAGAACCGCAUGAUCCGCCUGCAUCCUGAUGGCACGGUCCUCUAUGGACUCAGAAUCACAACUACAGCUGCCUGCAUGAUGGACCUAAGGCGGUACCCACUGGAUGAACAAAACUGCACCUUGGAAAUCGAAAGCUAUGGAUAUACAACUGAUGACAUUGAGUUUUACUGGCGUGGGGAUGAUAAUGCAGUGACAGGAGUGAAAAAGAUUGAACUUCCACAGUUCUCUAUCGUAGAUUACAAACUUAUCACCAAGAAGGUCGUUUUUUCCACAGGUUCCUAUCCCAGGUUGUCCCUCAGCUUUAAGCUUAAAAGAAACAUUGGCUACUUUAUCCUGCAAACGUACAUGCCUUCCAUCCUGAUUACCAUCCUCUCCUGGGUCUCCUUCUGGAUUAAUUACGAUGCUUCCGCUGCAAGAGUGGCAUUAGGAAUCACAACUGUCCUGACAAUGACCACAAUCAAUACCCACCUCCGGGAAACUCUUCCUAAAAUCCCGUAUGUGAAGGCCAUUGACAUGUACCUGAUGGGGUGCUUUGUCUUCGUUUUCAUGGCCCUUCUGGAAUAUGCUUUGGUCAACUACAUCUUCUUUGGGAGGGGCCCCCAGCGCCAAAAGAAAGCAGCUGAGAAGGCUGCUAGUGCCAACAAUGAGAAAAUGCGCCUGGAUGUCAACAAGAUGGACCCCCAUGAGAACAUCUUACUGAGCACUCUCGAGAUAAAAAACGAAAUGGCCACAUCGGAGGCUGUGAUGGGACUUGGAGACCCCAGGAGCACCAUGCUGGCUUACGAUGCCUCCAGCAUUCAGUACCGGAAAGCCGGAUUGCCCAGGCAUAGUUUUGGCAGAAAUGCUCUGGAACGACAUGUGGCACAAAAGAAAAGUCGCCUGAGGAGACGUGCUUCCCAGCUGAAAAUCACCAUCCCCGACUUGACUGAUGUGAAUGCCAUAGAUCGGUGGUCCCGCAUAUUCUUCCCAGUGGUUUUUUCCUUCUUCAACAUCGUCUAUUGGCUUUAUUAUGUGAACUAAGACAUAGCCUCCCAUGGGAAGCAAAGACUAGAUUCCUCCUCAAACCAGUUGUACAGCCUGAUGUAGGACUUGGAAAACACAUCAAUUCAGGACAAAAGUGAUGCUAAAAUACCUUAGUUGCUGGCCUAUCCUGUGGUCCAUUUCAUACCAUUUGGGUUGCUUCUGCUAAGUAACGAAUACGCUAAGGUCCUUGUGGUUUUCCAGAGAAAGUGCAAGUGAUUUGUACACAUGCUGGCAAGACUCAGUCUGAGUGUUCGACUUUACCUGUUUAGCAUGCAGCCUACUCAGAGAGGAAUUACUUAGAAGACAUUCGUAGGAGGCUCAAUAGCAUUGUCAGUCAUUGCCCUGAGAAGUGGUUGUAUCCAGAUAUCCAUCUUCAUUUCUACAGUUGGCAUGCUGUUGAGAUGGCACUGUGCUUAUGAACAUCAUCUGCAGUGCCAUGCAAACAUGUUACUUGAAGAUGAUCUAUGCCUGUCUUAUGAAGGUGAUAAUGGUGUCAUGGGAAGAUGAUUCCCACUGCAUUCUAGAAGAUUCUCAUUUAGUUGGAGCAGGAUAAGGAGAGUCAAGACA
Molecule: messenger RNA, 2362 nt
Organism: Lemur catta (Ring-tailed lemur)
Lineage: Eukaryota; Metazoa; Chordata; Mammalia; Primates; Lemuridae
Gene: GABRB2
Product: gamma-aminobutyric acid type A receptor subunit beta2
Exons: 10
Coding region: 368-1792 (474 amino acids)
Biological process (GO): chemical synaptic transmission; signal transduction; nervous system process
Cellular component (GO): GABA-A receptor complex; synapse; membrane
Molecular function (GO): extracellular ligand-gated monoatomic ion channel activity; GABA-A receptor activity; neurotransmitter receptor activity
Source: RefSeq, a predicted model, not a curated record